AUGAAGACAGCAAUCGUCUACCGUGGAUCCAGCACUUGCGACAAUUGCUCCGAGAGUGUUGGCAGGCUCCUCAUGAAUUCCCCUUACCACUUCAACGUCACGUAUGCUGGACCGGACGAAGAAGUGGACCUCAGCCCCUCUCUUCUCUCUAAAGCUGAUCUCUACGCAUAUCCUGGUGGACCAGCACAAGAGACUAAGAAUGAUUUCACAGAUCUUGACGAAGCUUGGGAUGAGCUCAAAACGCAUGCGAAGACGAUCAGAGAAUUUGUCAAUGGCGGCGGUCGGUACAUGGGCUUCUGCCUGGGGGCUUAUCUUGCUGGAAAGUCGGCACUCGAUCUUAUGCCCAGCGGUAUCGACGUCGGAUCCGAGAUAUUGCAAGACAAAGCACAGGUUGACGACGACCGAGAUACCACGAUUCAAGUCGAUUGGAAGUUUAAUGCUAGCACUAGCAGCCCGAAGUUGGAGAAGGCUAGAUGGGCGUACUUCCAAGAAGGCGCAACGAUGCUAGGCUUCAACGACUCUGACCGUGGAAUUCUUGCUAGAUAUUCUGCCAAUCAGAAUGUCGCUGCCUCAGUCACACCAUACGGCAAAGGCUUUGUUGGUCUUGUUGGUCCCCAUCCGGAGGCCUAUGAGUUGUGGUAUGAAGACGCUGAGAUCAAAAACCCCGAGGGCGUCCGAACGGAUAUCGGAUACGACUUUGUGAAAUCUACUAUUGACGGCAUUCCAGCUAGCAGCAAUAUACCAGGUAAUGGUUUCUCUUAA
This is a messenger RNA of Alternaria ventricosa, 762 nucleotides long. RefSeq lists its product as uncharacterized. NCBI's taxonomy places the organism in Eukaryota, Fungi, Ascomycota, Dothideomycetes, Pleosporales, Pleosporaceae. The transcript has 3 exons. The record is from RefSeq and is a predicted model, not a curated record. Bases 1 to 762 code for a protein of 253 amino acids.